UCCUUGCAGCAACUACAGUUCUUAACAGAGGCUGGGUGGUGCUGUAAUUCUCUGCAUCCAAGAAAGAUCCAAACCAUGAGACCAUCAGUAAAAAUUAUGUGCCUUAUGUUAUGGACUGUUUGUGUAGCACAAGAUCAACCUUGCGCUUUUCCACAAAUCAAAAAUGGAGAACUAUAUAGAGAACACUGGAUCAAACGCUACUACACAACAGAAAGAAAAGAGUGGUACUACUACCAUUGCAACCCAGGAUUUGUAACUCCCUCAAGGGAAUACUGGGACAAAAUUCGCUGCACUGUACAAGGGUGGGAGCCUGCAGUCCCAUGCCGCAAGGUAUGUGGAAUCCAUUAUAUAGAGAAUGGGGAAGUUUUACAACGGAGAGGAGACUACAUACAGGAUGAGUCUGUAAGAGUCUGGUGUCACUCUGGCUACAGUCUCCCAAAUGAUCAGGACAUAGUUACAUGCACAGAAAACGGCUGGUCUCCUCAACCCAAAUGCAUCCGUGUCAAAACAUGUUCAAAGUCAGAUAUAGAAAUUGAGAAUGGAUUUUUUUCUGAAUAUGCUAGCACAUAUGAUCUAAACAGAAAAACACAGUAUAGGUGUAAACAGGGAUUUGUAACAUCGAAUGGAGAGACAUCAGGAACAAUUACCUGCCUCCAAAAUGGAUGGUCAGCUCAACCCUCAUGCAUCAAGUCUUGUGAUAGGCCUCUAUUUGAGAAUGCUGUGACUAAAAACAAUAGCACAUGGUUUAAACUCAAUGACAAAUUAGACUAUGAAUGCCAUGUUGGAUAUGAGAACAGAUAUAAAGAUACCAAAGGAUCCAUAAUAUGUAAUUAUGAUGGAUGGUCUGAUAGACCCUCAUGUUAUGAAAGAGAAUGCAGCAUUCCAUUUCUUGACCAAAACUUGCUCGUCAAUCCCAAGAAGGAGAAAUAUAAAAUUGGAGAUUUGUUGAACUUUUCUUGCCAACGAGGACACAGAGUUGGACCAGAUUCAGUUCAAUGUUAUCACUUUGGAUGGUCCCCUAGUUUCCCAACGUGUAAAGUAGGUCAAGUGAGAACAUGUGAUCAACCACCUGAACUCUUCAAUGGGGAAUUCAAUGGAACAAAGAAAGAACAAUACAGCCAUGGUGAAGUGGUGGAAUAUGAUUGCAAGCCUAGAUUUCUACUGAAGGGACCCAAUAAAAUCCAGUGCAUGGAUGGGAAUUGGACAACCUUGCCAACAUGUGUUGAAGAGGAGAGAACAUGUUCAGACAUUCCUCAACUUGAGCAUGGCUUUGUCCAGUUUUCUGUCCCUCCCUACUACCAUGGAGAUUCAGUUGAGUUCACCUGCAAGGAAACAUUUACGAUGAUUGGACAUGGGUCAGUUUCAUGCAUUAGUGGAAGGUGGACCCAGCUUCCUCAGUGUGUUGCAAAAGAUAAACUAGAGAAGUGUAAAGCACCAUACUCAAUUGAAGCAACUCCUUCCAAUAAGAAUGAAUUUAAUCAUACUGUUAUCAUAAGAUAUAAAUGCAAAGGAAACCAGGAGUAUAAACAGUCAAUCUGCAUCAAUGGAAGAUGGGAUCCUGAACCAACCUGUACAAGAGUAGAGAAAGAAUUCUGCCCUCCCCCACCACAGAUUCCAAAUGCCCAAGUGUUGGAAACCACAGUGAAAUAUUGGGAUGGAGAAAAAGUAUCUGUUCUUUGUCAAGAUAAUUACGUAUUACAGAACACAGAAGAGAUGGUGUGCAAAGACGGAAGGUGGCAGUCGUUACCACUCUGCAUUGUGAAAAUUCCAUGUUCUCAGCCCCCUGAAAUAAACCACGGAUCGAUUAAACUACCCAGAUUGUCAGAAGAAAGGAGAGACACAGCAGAGUCCAGAAGUUAUGAACACGGCACUACACUCAGCUAUGUUUGUGAUGAUGGCUUUAGGAUGGCUGAGGAGCACGGGGUAACCUGCCACAUGGGGAAGUGGAGUGCUCCACCUCGUUGUGUCGUUGAGAACCCAUAUAAAUCCUGUGGAGAACCACCACAUGUGGAAAAUGCUGCUAUAGUAACAAAGCACAUUGAUAAAUAUUUGUCCGGUGAAAGAAUACAAUAUGAAUGUAAUAAACCUUUUGAAAUAUUAGGGGAAGUAGAAGUGAUAUGUCAAAAUGGGAUUUGGACAGAACCACCAAAAUGCACAGAUUCAACAGAGAAAUGUGGGCCUCCUCCACCUAUUGACAAUGGGGACAUCACCUCCUUCCUUUUACGAAUAUAUGAACCAUCAUCGUCAGUUGAAUAUCAGUGCCAGUCCUUGUACCAACUGCAGGGUAACAAGAUAAUAACAUGUAGAAAUGGAGAGUGGUCUGAGCCACCAAAAUGUUUACACCCAUGUGUAAUUUCAGAAGAGAUCAUGAAAAGACAUAACAUAACUUACAAAUGGAAAAGAGGCCAGAAGCUCUAUUCCGAAUCAGGAGACUAUGUCGAAUUUUCAUGUAUAAGUGGAUAUAAUAGGGCAAAUGAAUCACCUCCAUUUCGUACAAUGUGCAUUGAUGGUCACAUCAAUUAUCCAAGUUGCACAAAAGAAGUUCUUGAUUUAGUGGUUGAAUAGACCUUUGUUUAGAAAUAGUCAUCAUAUUACUAAUACAGUUUCAAUUUAUGUUUGAAGUAUUGUUUAACUCAUUUCUUUUUAUAAGUGUAAAUUUGUAUUGAUAUAUAGUGAUUAAUUUGGAGCCUGAGAAAUAACUGCCACAAAUGCAAAAACAGUUCAUGAAAAGCUCCUAUGUGCCUUAAAAACCAGAAUGUGGUGUAUUCUAGCACAAUAAUCAAUAGAAAAAAUAUAUGCAAGUACUUCAGUGUCUAUUUCUACCCAUAACUUUUCAUAAUCUCAACAAUCUUCUCAACACAUUCUGAUCAAAACUUCUGACUGAUGGUGAAAAGAAAGCAUAUUGUUUCAUCUUUAAAUUAGCAUAUAUGUAAUAAUCAAACUGUCACAUUUAACAUUACUUAUGAAUAUAAGUAAUUGCUACAUACUACUUUUGUAUUAAUAAACAAAUCAAA
Molecule: messenger RNA, 3014 nt
Organism: Microtus oregoni (creeping vole)
Lineage: Eukaryota; Metazoa; Chordata; Mammalia; Rodentia; Cricetidae
Product: complement factor H-like
Exons: 14
Coding region: 76-2565 (829 amino acids)
Source: RefSeq, a predicted model, not a curated record